Sander lucioperca (pikeperch) is the source of this 924-nucleotide messenger RNA. Its product is annotated as MICOS complex subunit MIC26-like. The transcript has a single exon. Lineage: Eukaryota; Metazoa; Chordata; Actinopteri; Perciformes; Percidae. The coding region runs from base 54 to 647 and encodes 197 amino acids. The record is from RefSeq and is a predicted model, not a curated record. Gene Ontology annotation, cellular component: MICOS complex. Gene Ontology annotation, biological process: cristae formation.
AAGACGUAUGUCCCUCCUCAGACACCGUAGUCAAUGCAUGGUCCUCAGGGAUCAUGUUGAAGGUGACAGGUAGUGCAAUGCCAGGAGCUGUGAGUUUGUUGCCGAUCACCGUCUUUGCUGCUGCCGUUGACGGGGAGACAGAGCCACCCGGCCCUUUACUCCGGGAUGAGCUGUCUUUGUACACCGCUCCUCCGCAGAAGUCUCAGUAUGUGGAGCCCGAAGCGGGUCAGCUGGAGCAAAGUGUCGCCACCAUCAGGAAGUCAACAGAGCCAUACACGGAGUGGUGUCAGGGCACCUAUAACAAAAUUAAACCCAGAGUUCAAAGUGUUGUCAAGUGUGGGAAUGACACCUACGCCUACUUGAAGAAUCCCCCGAAGGACUUCUAUCCCCGGGCAGGAGUUAUUGGCUUCACCGGUGUCCUGGGACUGUUUCUUGCCAGAGGAUCCCGGCUUAAAAAGUUCUUCUACCCGGUGGGCCUGAUGACCGUGAGCGCCUCCCUCUACUACCCGGAACAGGCUGCGGCCAUCGCAAAGUCGAGCGGAGACUCCGUGUACGAGCGCGCGGUGCAGAGCUACGCAGCCCUGGAGAAGAUGGUGAUGCAUCGGAGCAAAGCUGAAAAAGGCAACGACUCGGAAACUAAACCCUGAGGAUCCCAGUGUGAUUCCGCAACUCAGCAAUUAGAAAUCAGCCUUUUCCUGAUACUGUAGAUUGACAUGCGCUACCUAGACAGUACUAAUCUGUGUGACUUCCUCAUGCUUACUUUUUGCACUAAGCGUCAAAUGUAACUCAGGCCCGGGCAUGGCCUGUCACAGGGGGUUUGCAAGUUGAAUGAUUUACCUCCGCUUCUGAUUUGAAUGUAUAUUUAUAUAGACAAUUAAAAGUCAACUGUCUUCCAUUAAAGUCUUCAGACGUGUUGGUUUUAGA